Molecule: messenger RNA, 1023 nt
Organism: Cladophialophora psammophila CBS 110553
Lineage: Eukaryota; Fungi; Ascomycota; Eurotiomycetes; Chaetothyriales; Herpotrichiellaceae
Exons: 6
Coding region: 1-1023 (340 amino acids)
Biological process (GO): carbohydrate transport; transmembrane transport
Cellular component (GO): membrane
Molecular function (GO): carbohydrate:proton symporter activity
Source: RefSeq, a predicted model, not a curated record
AUGGCUACUGAGGGCAGCUCGCCUGUGCAAGGCUUCGAGAGUCAAGAUCGGAACAACCAUCCAGGAACCACCGACUACCAAGCUGUGCGGACAGAAGAGUCCAUAUUAGAAACUACGAGACAACUACGUCUUCGUGGGACUUUCCAGUCAAAAUAUGUCGUCCUUUGCGCCUUCAUCGUCAGGUUGGGCGGCUUCUUGUUUGGCUAUGAUCAAGGUGUUGUUUCUGUCGUCCUUGUCAUGGAUCAAUUCCUCGACCAAUUUCCUCGUGUCUCGAAGACUGCCAGUGGAGCAGGCUUCUGGAAAGGAUUCAUGACGGCCAUGAUCAAACAUAUCGGUGGGCCUAACCAUUUCUUCACGGGGGCAUUCAACCAAGGCUGGGUGGCGGAGAAAAUAUCCAGAAAGUACUCGAUUUGCGUUGCUGUCUGCAUUUUUGUGCUUGGGUCAGUCUUGCAGACCGCCGCACAAGACUAUGCAAUGCUGAUCGUUGGUCGACUCAUUGGUGGUAUCGGUGUUGGAAUGCCGAGCAUGGUCGUCCCUAUGUAUAUUGCUGAAGUGUCGCCAACAGAGAUCAGAGGGACAUUACACGUCCUGGAAGAGUUUUCCAUCGUUUUUGUUAUCAUCUGCGCCUACUGGCUGACUUUCGGCGCGCGGUACAUUGGCGGUGAAUGGUCAUUUCAACUUCCUUUCCUUCUGCAGAUCAUACCAGCCAUACUUCUCGGCAUCUCUGUUCUCUUCAUCCCUUUCUCGCCCGGGUGGCUUGUGGCGAAAGGACGUGACCAGGAAGCACUGACAGCUCUCGUAAACUCCGACGGGUCCCAGUGGAUGACCCGCGAAUUCAAGCCGAAUGGCUCGAUAUUCGAGCCGAAGUUGCAUUCCACAAAGAGGUUGCCACAGAGAAGUAUCCAAAUCUCGGCAUCAAGGGUCGACAGUCUCGCUGGGCUGCUUUCAAACUGGAGCUUGCAGCUUAUGCUGAUUGUUUCAAACAAGGCUAUUGGCGACGUUCAAUGGUCGGAAUUGGCUUGA